CCCCUCAGUGCGCUCCAAACCUUUGCGGCGCACAGACAGACAGACCACUGACAGGAGUCCUGUACCACGAACCAUCGCUCUCCCAGGAUCUAUCAGCCUCUUAUACUUGGAUAACAGCAAACAGUAAACGCGAGACUUUAUUUCAACGUAACUCAUCCUUUCUGACAGCUUGGAGUUGAAAGUUUCUCCAAACAACGGACAUGAAAAGAGUAUAAUGUUCUGUGUAAGGUGUGCGCUUUCAGGUGUCCACGGCAGGUACGGACGGAAUUUAUCCUUUUCAUCUCACACUGGAUCGAGACUUAGUAGUUAAGGACGUGGAUUUGUCAGCGAGGAGGAGACACCGCGCACAGCUUUUCUUACAAAAAUUCAAUCUUUGCGCGCUUUGACGAGAGUGCGGUGUACGCACAGACGCGGAGGAUCGGGACGCCACGGUGCAGGACACUUGUUUGCGUUUAUUCUGACCUUUCUGAAGCCAGGAGAGCCUCAUGCUGCGUUCAGCCGCACACUUACGCUUCCUUUAUCGCUCUUUUUCCUGGGAUUGCACAUCUCCUACGGGAUUUUGUGCGUGAGAUCCUGGCGGGGCUCGGUGCGGCACUUACUGGAGCGGCAGACGCUGGAAACAGGUGUAUUUGACCAAGAUGUCUGUUCUGCCUUCAAGGUUCAUUUACGUGUGUUUACAUUUUCUGGUCCUCUACUUCCAGUUACAGGAAUCUCACCAGAGUACCGCUGACUUCCGAUUCUACAUUGAAAACCACACCCGAGACGACGUGAGUCGAAAGCAGGUGCGGAUAUAUCAGCUGUACAGCAGAACCACGGGGAAACACGUGCAGAUCCUGGGCAAGAAGAUCAACGCCAACGGAGACGAUGGGGGCAAGUACGCUCUACUUAUUGUGGAAACAGAGACGUUCGGGAGUCACAUUCGAAUUAAAGGAAAAGAGAGCGGAUACUACAUCUGCAUGAACAAGAACGGGAAAAUUAUCGGAAAGCCCAAUGGGAAUAGCCAGGAGUGCGUGUUUGUGGAGGAAUAUUUGGAGAACAACUACACGGCGCUGGUGUCGGCAAAGUACAAAGGCUGGUAUCUGGGUUUCAACCGAAAGGGAAAACCCAAAAAAGGCUCAAGGACCACGCAGACUCAACAGGAAGUGCAUUUCAUGAAACGCCACCCCAAGGGAAAAGUGGACCCUCUUGAGGAGUUUCGUUUCACGACGGUAACGAAAAGAACGCGAAGGGCGCGGCGUUUAAAAUCCAACCCUAAAACAAACUGAAAGUUUCCCCGAGUAUGCGCUUCUCACCUUAAAACAGGCAGACGGUGUUUGAACAGGAGAAGGAAGAUCACACAAAUAAACAACGGCUACGGAAGAAUCGAGAACCUUUACAAACAUUCAAAGAUGAUCUAUUUUUAUAUUAUUUCACCAGCGUUUCUCCCAGCUCUUGAAUGUGUGGCUUUAUCUAAAUGUAAUAUUGGUGCCUGUUAUUUUAUUUAUACUGGAUAAACUGAGGCCGACAUCUCCCGACAAGUUUACAGCAGUACUCGUCUUGUUAAAACUCUGGAAUAGGGCAAUGGCCGGAAAACCUUUUAUUUUCCUUUGCAUUGCCCCUCGACGACAUGGAUUUAAUAUUUUCCACUGGAAUGGACCGUCAAGGAGACGCAACGAGGGAGAUAACAAAGUCAUGUGACUUUACAGGCCUCCAUAGGUUAACGUGAAGCUUUGAGUGCAAUAUUUUGAAGAGCCACGAGCCGCUCCUCAGUUUGUCCGAUGCUUUCGUGUGGGCCUUUUCACGGGAGAAAUGCGCAGAACGCUCCGAGUACUUUGACGAUUUUGUCAGCAAUUUAGGUCAGAAUGCGUUGACUGAUAUUAGCAUUAACUGUGGUAAUAGUUUGUUCGAUAACCAUGCUUGGAUAUGAAGGGACUGGAAGAGCUUUGAGAGGCGUUUGACCUUGCUUGGUCUCAAUGCUUUCAUCAAUGACACUUGCAUGACACUCACCAUUUGCUUACAGUUUGCUUAACAUGCGUAAAAGACAGAUAUGCAGAAUGCAAAAAGAUUGUGCAUUGCUCUUAGGUCCCUAACAAAAAAAAAAUGCAGACAAUCUGAGUGUCAACCAUUUUAAAACUUCUACAAACUUUUGGCUCUGUCUUAAAUGCAUGUACCCACCACGCUGACUAUACAGCACAUCACCCAACAGGGAUUGGCAUUACAUCACCAAAGCAUAGACUUAAGCAUAGACGCAGAGAGGUGUGUUUAAGAAAGCAACUACAAGAGUUUUUCAAGUAAUUUACAGUUUAUGGAGACACAGGUGCACAGAGUCUGUGGGUCUAAGAUCAUUUCAUUCGAGCAGAAAUCUUUUCUGCAAACGCCGGACACCAGCCACUGUUGGCGAGGUCUACUCUCCAUAUGGUUAUAGCUGUAGUACACACACACACACACACACACACACAUACAAUAUUAUACUCAUCGUCUGUCAGACGUUACUAACAAUCAUGACACACGUACGAUAAAAAAGUAUGCAAAAAUAAUUUUAUUACUAUUAUAAAAUAUUUAUUGUCUUUCUCUGUAAAUACGACUUGAUGAAUUUAUUUGC
Molecule: messenger RNA, 2581 nt
Organism: Paramisgurnus dabryanus
Lineage: Eukaryota; Metazoa; Chordata; Actinopteri; Cypriniformes; Cobitidae
Gene: fgf24
Product: fibroblast growth factor 24
Molecular function (GO): growth factor activity
Source: RefSeq, a predicted model, not a curated record